CUUCCUCCGUCCAUUGCAGGCAGGUGCGUGGGUUCCACUACUUCACGUUCCCGUCCAUCGUGGGCUACGCGCUGCCGUACGCGUGGGCGGGCAACUCGGCGGGGCGGUGCCCGAACGGGGACGUCGGGGUGGACCGCAUGGUGAGCGUGGUGGCGCACGAGCUGGCGGAGAUGGCGUCCAACCCACUCGUCAACGCCUGGUACGCCGGCGGCGACCCCUGCUUCCCCACCGAGAUCGCUGACCUCUGCGAGGGCAUCGACCAGCGCAGCGGCGCCGCCUACAACGUCAACGGGGUCGGGGGCCGGAGGUUCUUGGUCGAGUGGAUCUGGAACCCCGUCCUCAACUACUACUCCGGCCCCAACGCCCUCGACGAGUAAAAUAUUUAUUAUUUAUUUAAUUAAGAACCGCGCGCUAGCUAGGUACCUAGCUAGCUAGUUUCUACCGCUCGAGCGGGCCCAUCGAUUUCUCGAUUGAUUGAUCGAGAACGUCAGUAGAUAGAUGCACGACCAUUACUGGUCGUUAAUGGUUAUUACCAUCACGAACGAAUAUAUAUAGUUCCCUUUAAUUAAUUAUAAGUUCGCCGUUUUGUUUUUACUAUGCUACUCAUGCGAGUUGCAUCCUCUCUAUCUAUUAUGAUCUUAUAUGGUUCGAAAUUAGUUCUCGACGAAGGCAGAGGGGAGCUUCAUCAAUCAUGGGGCUGUAAGGGCGAUACUGCUGUGAUGGUGGUGGAGGUGAGCAAUGCCAUUUUUCAUCAGCGAUGGAGAGAACAUCAGCAGCGUGGAGAUGGAGUCGGUGCUGUACUGUCACCCGGCGGUGGACGGAGGAAGAAGAAGAAGAGGAAGAAAAAGAGAAAAAGAAAAUAAAAAGAAAUAGUGCAAAAUUCUUUUAAAGA
Messenger RNA from Ananas comosus (pineapple), 892 nucleotides. RefSeq names its product protein EXORDIUM-like 3. The record is from RefSeq and is a predicted model, not a curated record. Bases 138 to 377 code for a protein of 79 amino acids. NCBI's taxonomy places the organism in Eukaryota, Viridiplantae, Streptophyta, Magnoliopsida, Poales, Bromeliaceae. The transcript is spliced from 2 exons.